CAGGCGUAGCAUGCAAUGCUUCGGAUACCUUAGAAACACUUAUUGUUAUUCAAAGUCAACAACCAUAUUUUCGUCUUGGCGGAGAGUUGUGGGAAACUCAAUCGUACUUUUGAGAGCCUUUGCCUCUUUUUCUGAUAGCUUUUACUUGCCUUUUAAGCUUGAUCAAAAGCAGGCACUUGAGGCUUUUAGGAAAUGGAACAGAAGUUUAUUGUUGCAUAGGCACUUUAAGGAUACUGAAUUAACUGUUGAAAAAUUAUAUGUUCCUUUUUAUAUUUUCGAGGCAGCCCUUCGUGUGAAUUACACUUGCGAGAUAGGCUUUGCAGAAACCGUUCGUUUGAAGAGUAAGCUAGAUAACAAGGAAAGUGUUUUUGAAACUUGGUCUUGGCAUCCUAUCAGUGGUAGUCUUUCGGAGGUUGAAUAUCCGCCUUCAUUGGGAAUUAUGCAGGUCUAUGGUGGCUUCGAAAGACUGAAGCGUUACAUGAACUUUAUUCGUUCACUGGAAAUUGCAGGGACGCUUCCUUAUCAUAAAGAUCUUUCGAAAGAAGCACGAAUAGAAUCGUUUGCCUUGGAUGAAGAGGAUGCCUUUAACAAUAUACGUCUACUCAUAUACGAAAGAGAAGAGAAGCGUUGUAGAAUCGCCAUUCAAAAGGAAUAUGGUGCGGAACGUAUUAGAAAUCUGCGUACGAACCUUGUGUUUAAGCGUUUUGUGACAAAAAGAAUUUUUCUUCCAGCUUUUGAAGUUUCCUUUUCAGGUGUUGGAGGUAGAACUUUCAAAGUCUGGAUCAAUGGAAGAGAUGGUGACACUACUGGAGAUCGAAUGUAUUCCAUACUGAAGUCUUCUUUGGCUGGCGCUACCAUAUCGACAUCAACUUUUGUAUUAUGUCAGGUAGCUGGAAUUGCACCAUGGCUUGAGCUGACUGAUUUGUUGAGUAGUCUUCUUAUUUCUUCCUUCUCGAGUGGCUUUCUUGCCUAUUUUAGUUCAUUGUUUCUAUGGCUUCGUUCUCGUAUAGAAUUGUAUUCCGAGUUGCGAUAUUUCCAAGGAUAUAAAGCUGAAAAGGACGCCAACCAACAUGAAGAAACUUUUCGACGUGCUUAUGAAAGAAGAAAGCAAGAUUCUUAUGAAAGUUAUAAUCGUCGUCGCCAUCCUCCUACCACUGCUCCAACUCGCUCUUAUUAUGAUAUUUUGGGAUUACCACCUGGAGCCUCUAUUGAGCAAGUCAAAUUAGCCUUCCGUAAGUUGGCAAUGCAGCAUCACCCUGACAGACAACAAGAUUCUAUUAGCAAACAAAAAGCUUCGGAAAGAUUUCGUGAAAUUGUAACUGCAUAUGAGACACUCAAAGACCCGGUAAAGAAGCGUGAAUAUGAUCGGGAUAAAGUUUAAAGAUAUAGGAACUUAAGGUUUGC
Molecule: messenger RNA, 1404 nt
Organism: Galdieria sulphuraria
Lineage: Eukaryota; Rhodophyta; Bangiophyceae; Galdieriales; Galdieriaceae
Product: DnaJ homolog subfamily C member 3
Exons: 3
Coding region: 11-1381 (456 amino acids)
Source: RefSeq, a predicted model, not a curated record